This is a messenger RNA of Cetraspora pellucida, 390 nucleotides long. The record is from the annotation of a GenBank genome assembly. NCBI's taxonomy places the organism in Eukaryota, Fungi, Glomeromycota, Glomeromycetes, Diversisporales, Gigasporaceae.
AUGCCUUUUGUAUUUAAUCCAUCUGAAUACAACACUGCUAAAUCUCUUCAUUACUUUAAAACUCUUACUCAACCUACUAUUGUCCACUAUUAUUGCCAAAAAUUCCAUAUUCUUUUUACUUCUAGUAAUCUUAACAUUCCAUCUAGACAAGCAACUCCUCCUUCUUUUUCUCAAAAAUCCACAUAUAUGGAUAUUGAUAUUACAUCUAAACAAGUUAGACAACUUAAAAAAACUAUCCCUCAAUCACCAAUUACAAAAAUAACUACUAUUCUUCCAUUACCAUUUCCUUUGAAUUAUUCUACAACUCAACAAGGAACUUCAUCUAAUCUAACACAAACUCCCCAAAUCCAAGCACAUUCUCAUCAUGCAUAUACUUGUAUUAUUUGUUAA